Dioscorea cayenensis subsp. rotundata (Guinea yam) is the source of this 2433-nucleotide messenger RNA. RefSeq names its product subtilisin-like protease SBT5.3. Gene Ontology annotation, molecular function: serine-type endopeptidase activity. NCBI's taxonomy places the organism in Eukaryota, Viridiplantae, Streptophyta, Magnoliopsida, Dioscoreales, Dioscoreaceae. The record is from RefSeq and is a predicted model, not a curated record. Gene Ontology annotation, biological process: proteolysis.
UGAAGCAGGAGCAAUGCUAAGUUCAUUAGAGGGAGAGAGAGAGAGAGAUAUGGAGCAAAAGAAUACUUUCCUCACCCUGUUAAUGCUACUUCUCUUUUCUUUUCUCCAAACUCCAGGCUUUGCAGCCACAAAAGCAAGCAGAAAGUCUUCUUAUGUUGUUUAUCUCGGUGCUCACUCCCCCAACACAAUGGAUGAUGAGGCUGUUCUGGUUUCUCACCAUCGACUCUUGACUUCAAUCUUGAAAAGCAAGGACAAGGCAAAAGAUGCAAUCUUUUACUCUUAUACAAAGCAUAUCAAUGGGUUUGCUGCAAAUUUGGAUGAAAAUGAAGCAAAUGAGAUCUUGAAGCAUCCAAGUGUUGUAUCAGUGUUCCCGAAUAGAGGUCACAAGCUUCAUACUACUCGUUCUUGGGAAUUUCUUGGUCUUGAGAAGGAUGGCAGAGUUAUGGCAGAAUCAUUGUGGUCGAAGACCAAGUUCGGUGAGGAUACGAUCAUUGGAAACCUUGACACUGGAGUGUGGCCAGAAUCUGAAAGCUUUAAGGAUGAGGGCAUUGGUCCUGUUCCAUCAAAGUGGAAGGGAAUCUGUCAGAAUGAUAAGGAUAAGAGAUUUACAUGUAACAGGAAGCUGAUCGGAGCUAGGUAUUUCAACAAGGGAUACAGGGAAGUGGUCGGUAACCAGAGAUCAAUCUCUGACAGCCCCCGGGACACCGAAGGGCAUGGCACACACACCUUGUCUACUGCUGGUGGCAGUUUUGUUGCCAACGCAAGCAUCUUUGGCUACGGUACUGGCACCACCAAAGGCGGCUCACCACGAGCCCGUGUCGCAGCCUAUAAAGUGUGUUGGCCACCUUUCCAUGGGGGCGAAUGCUUUGAUGCUGAUAUUCUUGCUGCAUUUGACAUGGCAAUUCAUGACGGUGUUGAUGCGCUCUCACUUUCCCUUGGAGGUUAUGCAACAGAUUAUUUCAAUGAUGGCCUUGCAAUCGGGUCAUUUCAUGCAAUUCAGAAGGGGAUUUCUGUAAUUUGUUCAGCUGGAAACUCUGGCCCGACACCGGCCUCAGUGUCAAACACAGCCCCUUGGAUCCUCACUGUCGGAGCAAGCACCAUGGAUAGAGAAUUUCCUGCUUAUGUUUCAUUCAGUGACAAUCAAAUCAAAGGACAAAGUCUUUCUUCACUGGGUCUUACACACGAACAAUAUGCCAUGAUCAGCUCAAUAGAAGCAAAGGCAGCAAAUUCAUCGGCUCAUGACGCGCAAUUAUGCUACUUGAAUUCUCUAGACCCUGAGAAAGUGAAAGGCAAGAUAGUUGUUUGUCUCCGUGGAAUCAAUCCCAGAGUGGAGAAAGGUGAAGCAGUUCAUCUCGCAGGUGGCGCCGGCAUGGUCCUUGCAAAUGAUAAAAGCGCUGGAGAUGAGAUCAUCGCCGAUGCUCAUGUCCUCCCUGCCACCCACAUUUCCUACUCUGAUGGUGUUUACUUAUUCACCUACCUCAAUUCAACCAAGUCACCCUUGGGAUAUAUUACACUACCUAAAACAAAGAUCGACACGAGUCCAGCUCCUGUCAUGGCUGCAUUCUCGUCCCAAGGACCAAACAGUGUCAACCCGGAGAUCCUCAAGCCUGAUAUCACUGCACCAGGAGUCAGCAUCCUUGCUGCCUAUAGUACGGCAUCAAGUCCGACCGGGCUCAGUUUUGAUGCUCGCCGGACUCCUUUCAAUGUCGAAUCAGGCACUUCCAUGUCUUGCCCUCAUAUAUCCGGUGUUGUCGGGCUACUCACAACUCUUCACCCUACAUGGAGCCCAGCUAUGAUCAAGUCAGCAAUCAUGACAACCGCUAGAAUUCGGGACAACAAGGAGAAGGUAAUCAAGAACUCAUCAAUGUAUGAUGCCACUCCAUUCAAUUAUGGUGCAGGACAUGUGAUGCCUAACCAUGCAAUGGAUCCUGGUUUGGUUUAUGAUAUCACUCCUAGUGACUACUUGGACUUCUUGUGUGCACUUGGCUAUAACUCAACAAGAAUGAGAGCAUUCAGCAAUGAGUCACAUUCAUGUCCUUUGAAGCCAAUGGAGCUUGAGAAUUUGAACUAUCCAUCCAUUUCCAUCCCUAAUCUCUUUGGUUCGAAGACGGUAACCCGAACGGUGACAAAUGUAGGGCCACCGGGCAAGUACAUUGCCUUCGUCUACGCUCCGAGAGGUGUAUCAGUGACGGUAAAACCUGCAGUCCUUGAUUUCGAAAAAAAUGGUGAGCUGAAGAAGUUUAAGGUUACAAUGAAAGUCAUCCAAGAAGAAGUUCAAUAUGAUACUUAUGUGUUUGGAAGGCUUAUAUGGUCUGAUGACAAGCAUCAUGUAAGGAGUCCUUUGGUGGUAAAGGCCAAAUAUUGAUGUUAUUUUGUACCAAAUAAGCUUACCGAACUGAUUAUAUGAAUGAUUAUUAAUGCUUAACUAUAUUC